Guyanagaster necrorhizus is the source of this 1078-nucleotide messenger RNA. RefSeq names its product 1,4-benzoquinone reductase. Gene Ontology annotation, cellular component: membrane. Lineage: Eukaryota; Fungi; Basidiomycota; Agaricomycetes; Agaricales; Physalacriaceae. Gene Ontology annotation, molecular function: FMN binding; NAD(P)H dehydrogenase (quinone) activity. Bases 231 to 890 code for a protein of 219 amino acids. The transcript has 4 exons. The record is from RefSeq and is a predicted model, not a curated record.
ACGGUGUCUACUGUAGCUCUGACUCUUUGGUUACCAAAAGACCCUCAUGGUAAUCGCAAGAACUGCCUGGGAGAAAUUGCGCUGCCUAUUCUGAGCCUGUAUCCUGACCUAAAAUAGAUAUGACCUUCAGAUGACGCCGUGGGUAUAAAGGUCACUCAGGAGGGAACCACCUCUUCUACCACAACCACCAUCAUCAGCGCUUACCCUUGCACACUCACAAAUCUUACAAUAUGGCUCCCAAGAUUGCGAUCGUCAUCUACACCAUGUACGGUCAUAUCGGGAAAAGUGCGUACGUGAACACAUUGCAUUGUCUAUCACCCACCAAUUGCACUUCUAUAGUGGCUGAGGCCAUCCUUACGGGUAUCCAGAACGGCGGUGGCCAAGCUACCAUUUACCAAAUACCCGAAACCCUUUCCGCUGAGAUCCUCGGCAAGCUCCAUGCACCCCCCAAGCCAAACUAUCCUGUUCUCACUCCAGAUAUGCUUCCCAACUUUGACGCGUUCGUUUUUGGUAUCCCGACACGUUACGGAAACUUCCCGGGUCAAUGGAAAGCCUUUUGGGACGCCACCGGCGGCCUCUGGAUGAAGGGGUCGCUCUCCGGGAAGUAUGCGGGCCUAUUCAUCUCUACAGCCAGCUUGGGAGGAGGCCAAGAGUCCACUGCUAUUGCUGCCAUGUCCACGCUCUCUCACCACGGCAUGAUCUACGUUCCUUUUGGAUACGCCCACGCAUUCGCUAAGCUCACCAUCCUCUCCGAGGUGCACGGAGGUUCUCCGUGGGGCGCCGGAACUUUCGCUAGUGCUGAUGGUUCCCGACAGCCUACCGCCCUCGAGAUUGAACUUGCUAACAUCCAAGGCAAGGCGUUCUAUGAAACCGUGAAGAAGGCUUUUUAGGUCACAAUGGGUCGAUGGAGAAGUCAAAAGAGAAGUUUUAGGUUGUAAACCUGUACGUGUAUUACUAACUUGCCGUCGAAGUAAAAGAAGUAUAUAUAUGUAAAGUUAGCACGAGUUCACAUAUCGUUGAGCAAGGCGAUGUGGUCCGUAUACAGAGGCUGGAUAAAGGUAACGUGGACAUGGGUCGA